CAGGUGAUUUUGCCCACGGCCUUCGAGACUGCGCCAUACCACUGAGCCUCCUCAGUUCUCACGGUUCAAGCGUUCGCUGCCAUGGCCACGGCCAAGGCUUGCCAAAACUGUCGCAAGCGUCGCCUGCGCUGCGAUCGAUCCAUACCUGGCUGUAACAAGUGCUUAGCCACAGGCCAGGAGUGCCUUGGGUACGGUAAGGCCUACCAAUGGACAAAUGCUGUCGCUUCCCGGGGCCGAAUGGCUGGGAAACAGACGUUCGCAUCGACGGAGCCAAGUAGUCCGCCAAGGACAGGCGACCAUAGCCGAGCUCUUGUUCGUGCGCAAGAGCCACUGCCCAGAAGUGGUAUGACAAUGGUGAACAAUAAUAGCAUGCCCAUUAUACUCACAGAUCCACUUUUCCAACACAUGGAUACUACUGCGAGAUUCUACCUCAAUUACUUCUCGAAACGUAUGUGUCAGGAAUUGGUGACGCACGAUUCCUUUCACCUAGCUGGCAAUCCAUUUCGCCAGCUCAUUGCCAUGUCGACAUCGUAUUCAUUUCUGCAACACAUACUUGUCGCCUCAUCUGCAAUGCACUACUCCAACCUGGCACGACGCUCAUUUCCGACUAGCCAGCACUCCCAGAAGGCAUCAAUAGAUGCACUUGUAGACGCGUUACGUGCUCGCCAUGAUGCUAUCAAGGGAUUGCAAGUAGUGCUCGAGAGGAACAAGACUCCCAUCGACAGGCCGUACCAAUUCGAUGAAAAGGACGCAUUGCUCGCCACCAUACUGUUUUUUGUCAACUUCGCUCUGAUAGACUCGGGAAAGGGGGGCUGGCGAUCUCAUAUGAAGGCGGCAAGAUCUCUCAUAGCUGCUCAGGCCUCGAACUAUGCAUUGACGCCACGAAGACCUGAUGAGGAAACCGACAUCGAACAAGCCGUUCUGUCGAUAUCAGACCUGCAUCUUCAGCCGGAUCCUACGCCACACGACACGAGAGAGUCGGUACUACAGCUUACGCAGGACACAGUUGGCAUACGUGACUACGUCGCCUCAGAUUCGGUAGCAUACUACAUAUGGGGCACAACAUUUGACUCGCUUUGGAAUUCCGCAGCAGGAGCUCGGAGUGCCAGCCUCGUCGACAUCGAAGAUAUACGAUCUAUUAUCGACCGCACCGAGGCCAACAGCUACCACAGCUGCCCUGCACAUUUAUUGCUACUUAUCCUACGGAUAUCGCGCCUAGCACGAAGUAUCAAUUCAACAGAAACCGCCAUACCGACGACUGAGGAGAUGGACUGCUUCGUGUCUCUUCUCAGGGAGGCGCAAGACUUCAAUCCCGAGUCCUGGGCCGUUAGAGUAAGUGCAGCAAACGCUCACGUUCGAGAGGUCGAUGAGCUAGAAAUUCGAAUGCGGACGUACAUCGCAUAUGCAUACCGGGCCGGAGUUUGUCUCUACGUUUUACUCGCAGCACCUGGCCUCGAGGAACACGUCAUGAAGAAAGCCUUGGGCAACGAAUUGGUCUCGUCGCUACCGUCGCUACCAACAACGAAAGAGCUCGCAACAACGAUUCUAUCUCAACUGUCGCUUAUCCCGAACACCUACCCCUUAUUCAAGUAUACCACUUGGCCUGUCUUCAUGACGGGAGUGGAAGCUGCGACACAUGAAAGCAGAGCAUGGACACUUUGGCGCUUGAAUGCUAUGUGGGAAUUAUGUCCUUGGGGCAUGAUGAAAUCCGCUGGAGAGACUCUCCGGGAAAUCUGGCAGUUGCGUGAUGGCCUCAGCGCCGUGAAACAAGAGCCUGAUGACGCGAAUAACGUACUCGCAGCCGAAUACACGGACAGAAGCUGGCUCAUCGAGUUGAGAAGACUGGGAUCCAACUUCUUGAUCGUAUAAAUACUCGGCCUUGGAAGCUGUGGCAGAAAAACAAAACAUGAGAAAAGAAAAAAGAAUCGAGACGCCUCAGAUUCGAAUCAGCAUUUUCCGACUAUCCGUUUAGGAGAUUGGCGAGUCAUUGUAAACGAUAGUGGGUGCACACAUGCUUGGUUGCAACCAUCUGCGAGCAACCGCUCUCUAAAUGCCUGAACAUCUACCCCUAUUGCCUAAUUAGGCAGUGUCUGCCCAAUUAAGCGAACUAAGGC
This is a messenger RNA of Truncatella angustata, 2114 nucleotides long. Its product is annotated as fungal-specific transcription factor domain-containing protein. The transcript is spliced from 3 exons. The record is from RefSeq and is a predicted model, not a curated record. Gene Ontology annotation, molecular function: DNA-binding transcription factor activity, RNA polymerase II-specific; zinc ion binding; transcription cis-regulatory region binding. Lineage: Eukaryota; Fungi; Ascomycota; Sordariomycetes; Amphisphaeriales; Sporocadaceae. Gene Ontology annotation, biological process: positive regulation of transcription by RNA polymerase II. The coding region runs from base 82 to 1869 and encodes 595 amino acids. Gene Ontology annotation, cellular component: nucleus.